AUGUUUGAUGAUCAUCAAAGAAUGAUUAAUUUAAUAAUAAUAUUUCAAAUAUCAUUAUGUUCACUUAGCAAUGCUAAUGAAUAUUAUUUUCUUAAAUAUAAUCGUGCUAUUGGUGGAGAAUCUUUAGAUACAGCGAAAGUUGUUCUAUAUAUCGAUACAAAUGCAUCUAGAUUUAUUGAAAUACCUCGAGAAUAUAUGAAAAAUUGGAUAGACGAUCAAAAAAUGUGGCGAACAUGGUCAAUUAUAUUAGCUAUAAUGUGUUUUAUUUUCUUUGGUACUCUAUUAUUUUUUCUUAUUCAUGGUUUUAUUACUUCAACAGGUCCAUUUUCUAAUUGUAUAAAAUCUAUGAAUGAAAAUUCAUCACCUAUUAAAAUGACAUCAUCAACAACAACAAUACCUAUAGAUUAUCCACAAAUAGAAAAUAUUUCUACAGCACAACAAACAUUUAUUGUUGGUUCUCGUCAAAUGUCUACAUUAUAA
Rotaria sp. Silwood1 is the source of this 480-nucleotide messenger RNA. The record is from the annotation of a GenBank genome assembly. NCBI's taxonomy places the organism in Eukaryota, Metazoa, Rotifera, Eurotatoria, Philodinida, Philodinidae.